This is a messenger RNA of Moesziomyces antarcticus, 2223 nucleotides long. RefSeq lists its product as uncharacterized. The transcript has a single exon. Gene Ontology annotation, biological process: regulation of DNA-templated transcription. Bases 1 to 2223 code for a protein of 740 amino acids. Gene Ontology annotation, molecular function: DNA-binding transcription factor activity, RNA polymerase II-specific; zinc ion binding. Lineage: Eukaryota; Fungi; Basidiomycota; Ustilaginomycetes; Ustilaginales; Ustilaginaceae. The record is from RefSeq and is a predicted model, not a curated record.
AUGUGUAUGCGAUCUCUGACGACGCAGUCUCCCUCGAACUGGAGCGACUCUUCACCGUCGUCGCCGCGCUCGCUCGUUGCCGGUGCGUCCGUGUCGCAGUCGCCCAGUGCGGCUGGAGCCGCGGCUCACGCGUGUGCGGUGGGGUCGAUCCGCAAGCGUGUGGUGCGCGCCUGCGAGGUGUGUCGCCGCAAGAAAGUCAAGUGCAACGGCCAGAAACCGUGCAGCCACUGCAUCUCGUUUGCCGAGGAGUGCAUCUACGUCGACGUCAAGGACCGCUCCGCCUACAGCAGGCGCUACGUCGAGUCGCUCGAGCUAAGACUCGCCAAACUCGAACACGCCUGGUCGGUGAUGCUCCAGCACCGCUGCCAUCCGCACUGCCGUCGUGCACUCGGCCAGACAGAUGCGCCCGAUGGCCAGGCUUUUGACUCGAGACCGACGUGGAAGACAGCUUCGGCCUUGGCGCAACUUGCAGUCCCGAGCCAGACCGAGUCAGAUGCGGUCGCACUACCCAUGCUUUCCGCUACGCACCUCAUCGCUCAAACAAGUGCGGCGGUCCAAGUUCUGCAUCCCAGCAGACAGCUACUACUACCAACGUCUCGAAGCAAGACAAAGGACGAGGCACCGCAAGCUUUAACGCUACUUCCGCUACCGGAGGGCGCCAAAUUCUUCGCGCUGCUCGAGUGCUACGCCCUCCGCGUGCACCCGUUCUUCCCCGCCGUCUCGCUGGCCGAGGCGCAGAGCGCCUGGGACCGUGUGUCGUCCUCCUCGCCCCUGCCGAGCGUGUUGGACGCCGAGGCAGUGGCGCUUGUAUACGCGAUCAUGUCGUGCGCGUCGCAAGCCGCGAUGCCGGCGUGCACCGAGAACCUCAACACAUACGGCUCAUCGGCUCAAUACGAUGCGCAAGCUCGACUGUGGACGAGCUUCUUCGCCGAGCCCACCACCACAUCAACUCGACAGCUACACGGUCUGCAGGCGUUGACCCUGCUAGCAUAUGCUGCUGCUGCACGUGGAGAGGCAGACAAUGCGCGCAGACACAUCGACCACGUGUAUAGCCUAACAUCUGCCUUGGCACAGCCAAGCUGCGACGAAAGCCAGCAAGGCGUGGCCGGCGUGCUGCGGCUGAUUCCUGUGCUGCAGAUGCUGGUGGAUGGUCUGCAGAGUCGGAUCGGACCGGUAUGGCAUCUCCCGAGCGAGCUCGCUCAAGGCAGCAGCCCCGCUGAUCUUGCAAGUGAACUUGCCGAGCUGGCCUCGCUGUGCAGUACCACCGGAUCAGUCGGCCGCACGAUGGUCGAACUCGUCUCCUCUCCGCCGGGCGAGACGGUAGCAAAGCAGAGGGUGGUGGAGCAGGAGAGCCUGUUGGAAUCGUGGUACGAUCGACUUCCGCUCUCCUUCCGAUCGUCGCCCGGUGCGCAAAGUGAGCCGAUUUCGGCAGCUGCUAGUUGUAUCGCCUUCGUGUCGCUGCAGCACGCCCGGCUGCGGUUGCACCUCGCGCUAAUGCACAGUCAAGACCAGGCUGGUGGCGAGCAGGAUGCGACUCGAUGCAUGCAGCUGGCGAUGCACACACUGCGCGCAUCCGACACAGUUCUGCGAUUCCCACCACCAAGUCCGUGGCUUGCGCUCCAUUUGCAGUGCUACACCAUGGCAGCAGCGUUUGUACUCAAGAGGAUGGUGCACGAGCCGGCUUCAGCUGCGGCCAGGAUCGUGGCCGAGGUAGAGGCCACUUUGACCGGCAUUCGCCGAUCGGCCGAGAUCAUAGAGGGCGCAAAGGAGAUGGUUGAUGAUCUCGACUUGCUGUGUUCGCACAUUCGAGCAGCGUUCCAGAUCGCACCGGACCAAGACAGGAAACGGUCGUCGUACGUGCAGGUACUCGACGAAUCCACCGCCAAACGAGUCCGCACCGAGCAGUCCGACGCAACAGAUCCCACAGCCGAGACCGUUGAAGCUUGCAUGCCAGCGCACGCUUCGACGCACGCCUCUAUCAAUGCUAGCUUGGGCUCGCCUGCCCACUCCUGGCCCAGCAACGCCGUGGUGCCAGUAGGCGAACUGACACUGACCGAUCUCUGGCCGUCGUCCACCCUGCCUGCACUCGGCGUCGCGCAGCAAGCACCUCCCACCUCAGCGAACGACGUCGGCGCAUGCUCGGCCCAGGCCCAGGCGGAUCUCGUCGCCGGCCUCCUCGAAGGCCUCAUUGGUCACCACCAGCAUCUGCGUCCAAGUCUCUAG